AUGGAGUACCUGUCCAGAAUGCUUAACAGUGCGUGCUCUGCUGAGAGGUUUAAGUUCCACCCUAGAUGUAGGAAGCUUAAACUCAACCAUCUCUGUUUUACUGAUGACCUUAUGAUGUUCUCAAAAGGCGACAUAGAUUCUAUUCGUGUCUUAUGCCAAUACCUGGAUAAGUUUGCAUCUACCUCAGGCUUGCAUGCUAACAAGAACAAGUCUGCCAUAUACAUUGCUGGAUUGCCUUUGGAAGUGAGAGAAGACAUUGCACUCCAAAUGAGCUUCCCAUUGGGUAAUCUUUCGUUUAGGUAUCUAGGGAUCCCCCUGACUUCUAAGAAAAUCUCUGCAACAGACUAUGAUGUCCUAAUAGACAAGAUGACUGCUAGACUACGCUUGUGGAAAAUAAAUAGUAUUUGCAGGCCUUUCUUGUGGCAUGGUGAUGUUACAAAGAGCUCUGGAGGUAACGUGAGCUGGUCUAAGAUAUGCCAACCGAAGAGUUGUGGUGGCCUAGGAAUCCCAAACCUUGAUAUAUGGAACUUGGUGGUUGUGUGUAAGCUUGCCUGGCAUAUCAGUUCAAUGCAGGAGUCCCUCUGGGUCAAAUGGGUUUAUGAAGUCUAUACGAAAGGUGCUGAUUGGAUGCUCUUCAACCCUCCCAUAACGGCUAGCUGGGUUUUGAAGAGGCUUUGCUCUGUAAAACUUCAAUUGAGUGAGUGGAUGUGCAAGCAGAAAUACCAGAUCCAUGAGGUGUAUACACACCACCUUGAUACAUCCCCUAGAGUCCGAUGGGACAAGUUUGUUUGGAAUCGAGCCUAUAUUCCUAGAGAGCGCUAUAUCAUGUGGCUUGCUAUGUCCAAAAGCCUCAGAACUAGGGAUAAGUUGGUUCAAAUGGGUGUCAUUAAUGAGAACUUUAUGGAGCAGUGGCUGGCUAUUCGAAUCCAAUAUGAUCUUCACAGACUUGCUUCCAAGAAAUGGAAGGGACCUAGAUUUCGUAGAACUCUGAUGCUCACCAGUAUUUGUAGCCUUACCUAUAUGGUAUGGCGAACCCGAAAUGAAGCUAUUUGGAUGAUGAGUAUGAGCACUGUUGCUGUUGUCACUAAAAGGAUCCUCCAGGAAGUGAGGAUUCGGCUCAUGAGUUUGUACCCAUUAGAGAGUUGUCAAACUUGGUUUAGAAGACUCUUUGAUGUCUAA
Amaranthus tricolor (Joseph's coat) is the source of this 1179-nucleotide messenger RNA. RefSeq lists its product as uncharacterized. The record is from RefSeq and is a predicted model, not a curated record. The coding region runs from base 1 to 1179 and encodes 392 amino acids. The transcript has 3 exons. NCBI's taxonomy places the organism in Eukaryota, Viridiplantae, Streptophyta, Magnoliopsida, Caryophyllales, Amaranthaceae.